GUGAUCGUUCACGAAGUUCCAACAGAGGAGACGCGUCGUUGAUACGCCAAUUUUUUGUUUUCUCUCUCUCGCUCUCUCCUUUCGCCCGAUACGUUUCCCUCGACCGAGAAUCGAUAGAUCGAUCGAUCGAUCGAACAAUCACUAGCUGAGAACGACGACGCAUUUGCGCGACGGAAAACGGAGAGGCGGAAAAGAAUUGCGAGUGUGAGACCGUGGUCGCGAUCAAGCGAUCGACCGUUUUCGGUAAUCAGUGCGACGUCUUUGGUUGACCGGUGGUGUGAAGCUGAACACGUACGUCCGAAAGGGAUUAAAUCAUGCAGAUGCACGAGCAGAUUAUGAUGGUCGACGGACAGGAGCAACCGAUCUCCAGGACCUAUCAGUACAGAAAGGUGAUGAAACCUAUGCUGGAACGGAAACGUCGAGCACGGAUCAACCGGUGCUUGGACGAGCUCAAAGACCUGAUGGUGACGGCUUUAGCCGGUGACGGCGAGAACGUUGCGAAGCUGGAAAAAGCCGACAUUCUGGAAUUGACGGUGCGUCACCUUCACAAGCUGCAGAGGCAACAGCGUCUCUCGGCGAACCCGGUGAUCGACGCGGAUCGAUUCAGAGCCGGGUACACGCACUGCGCCAACGAAGUUAGCCGAUGCCUGGCCGCCACUCCCGGCGUCGACGUCGCCCUGGGGACGAAACUGAUGACCCAUCUGGGCCACAAAUUAAAUUCCAUGGACAAGACUGGCCCCCUGACGAUCCACGUGGCCGCGCCGCAGUCGUCCCCGUCGUCGAGCAGCGAGCUCAGCUCCGACGAGUACUCGAUGCCUCUGACUCCGGCUUCCAGCCAGCCAUCGCCGCCCGUCAGAACCGACGUCGAGGGCAUCUCGCAGAGUCACCAAGGCCUCCUGCAAGUCGCCAAACCGAACGAGCCGAUCUGGAGACCGUGGUAAAACGUGCAGACGAACGGAGGAUCAACGAACCCUGGACCGGCACACCCGGUUAUAUAUCGAUACGAGUUCUCGAUACGUAAAACAAUAACAGGAUCCGCGAAAGAGGAGAAACGAUAUAUACGAAACCUUCGUGGCUGGAUUCUUCGCAGAGAGAAGGAGAGAACAGUUCACGCGAAGGACCAUUACCGGUGUUGCAAUUUUGUCUGUGAUUUGAGCGAAUAAUUCGCGCGCCUUCGAAGCAGAUCGUGGCCAGAAUCAAUGGGAAAACUUCGGUCUCUCUGCGCGGAACGAUCCCUUUUCUCUUGGAAAUUCGAGACGACGAGGACGACUGCCUAUUACUCCCGCCGAUGCGUCCUUUUAGCAGGAAGUCGAUGUGCAAAUAUCCGAUUUACCGAAGAGUCGAAGAUUUUAGAAAAACGAAGAAGAAGAGGGCAUAGACUUAAGGUUUAUACUAUUUGCUCAAGACACUUGGGAGUGAAUAUAUAUAUUGAAGCAAGUUCAUCUUUGUAGUAUCGUCCUACGGACAAAUUUUGUAUAUUUGACAUAACGUAAAAGUUGAUACAGCCUAGGAUCUCGAUGUAACGAUACGCCCGCACGAUCGCGGCUCGAGCUUUAAUUUACUUGACAGUUAGAGUUUUCUAUUGUUUAUUUCAUACUUUUAUCAAGAAUAUUUUUUAUUUUGUCCAUUUUAGCGCGGGAAUCAUAACGUACGAUCUGACACACACGUACACACACAUGCACACGCACCACACCCGCACACACCGAUUCCAUAUUUCUCGCGUCGACUGUGUCACGAUUUUCGCGACUGGAUCGAGAAUAUGAGAAUCAUUUGAUCUCGCGCUAAAAACGUUGUUAUAUGUACGUAUCUCCUCGGCCGAUUGUAUUAAUUUUCAUAUUUGACGAUCAUUUUUGGAAGCUUCGUAUUAUUGUUGAGACAAUUGUCGUAAUAGCGAAUCGAAGUGGCCGAACGGAGGAGAUCUUGUGAUACAGAAACAUGUACCUGUGAUAUUUACUGCAAAUGUAGAGAAAUACUAGAUUUUUA
Messenger RNA from Heterotrigona itama, 1983 nucleotides. Lineage: Eukaryota; Metazoa; Arthropoda; Insecta; Hymenoptera; Apidae. The record is from the annotation of a GenBank genome assembly.